This is a messenger RNA of Perca flavescens (yellow perch), 4831 nucleotides long. RefSeq names its product complement component 6, duplicate 2 (gene c6.2). Gene Ontology annotation, biological process: complement activation. NCBI's taxonomy places the organism in Eukaryota, Metazoa, Chordata, Actinopteri, Perciformes, Percidae. The record is from RefSeq and is a predicted model, not a curated record. Bases 298 to 3678 code for a protein of 1126 amino acids. Gene Ontology annotation, cellular component: membrane attack complex. Gene Ontology annotation, molecular function: protein binding. The transcript is spliced from 22 exons.
AGGAGCUUCUGUCUCGGCCUGCAGGAGGGGCUGAAGGUGACUCUCUUCUCGGCUGGGAUGCGGAGCGAGCUGCUGGGCGUCCGUCCGGCCGGCUACACGGUGCUGCUCCGGGAAUAACGAUAAGCGUCAACCAAACCCGCGAACCUGCUGCGUGUGAUGGCCAUUUUCUUCUUUGUAAAGGACACAGCUAGCAGCUAGCAGAAACAAAGGGAGUCUCUCUCUCUCUCUCUCUGUCUCUCUCUCUCUCUCUCUCUCUCUCUCCUCUCCCUCUCUCCCUCCGGUGGUGGCCGUGCAUGCAUGUGUUCUGCACCGUACGGGCGGAAAAAGCGCCCAAGAUCAGCAGGGAGCAUUUUUCUCAUCAGUAAAGUGGCGCAGACGGAGCCGGAGCGCCGGGAGAGCACGGAGGAGGCCGUGGACUGCAGCAGGAUGACAGUGCAGGAGUUCAACACCCUGGUAGCGCUGUACCGGGAGCAGGUGAUAUCCGUCGGGGAGAUCUCCGCCGACUGUCCGUCUCUGCGGGCUCAGAUGUACAACACCCGGUCCAAAGGCUGCUCCAUGGCCCGGGCUGCACACCACGACCUCACCCUCAUCUCUGUUUCAGGCCUAGAGGACGGAGAGAUCCACCCUGAGAUCUGUCGCCUCUUCAUCCAGUUGCAGUGCUGCCUGGAGAUGUUCAUAACGGAGAUGCUCAAAUCCAUGUGCCUGCUGGGGGUGCUGCAGCUGCACAGAAAAAGAACGGACUCCGAGCCGAGGUUGGACCUCAGGAUGGAUGAAAGCUCAGACGUUCCCAUCCUGGAAGAGCGAUCGUCCUCCCCCAUCGACUUUCCUCAGGAGCAGUGGCUGGUGGGAAUGGAUAUUCAAAAUAUAGAGAGACCUCAUAUUAUGCACAUUUUCAGCUGGAUAUCAGCUGGCCAGGCCUGUUUCUGUGACCGAUACCCCUGGGGAUCCUGGUCCGCCUGCUCCCAGACCUGCAACCACGGGACACAGCACAGGCACAGGGCUUUUAAUUAUCGUGAUGAAUACUUCUGGAAGAGCAGCUGCCGUCAGCUGUGUGAGGAACAUGACAGCAGAGCUUGUAACGAGCAUGCCUGUCCCAUCAACUGCCUGCUGACAGGGUUCGGGCUUUGGUCCGACUGCUCGCCCUGCGCCAAGAAACAGUUUCGGACGCGGUCUGUCGAGAGGCCGUCCCAGUUUGGUGGAUCGGCCUGCAGCCCGGAGCUGAUGGAGGAGAGAACCUGUUACCCCGCCACAAAGUGCCUGUUACCACCCAUCGACUGCAGAGACGACUUCAAGUGUGAAAAUGGACGCUGCAUCAACUCGACGCUGACAUGCAACAGGCAGAACGACUGCGGAGAUAACUCUGAUGAAAAAGACUGUGGCGAUUUUAAAAUUGUGUGUCCAGUGGAGAAGAGAGUGGCCCCCGGGGCUGACCUGGUGGGAAAUGGGUUUGAUGCUCUAGCAGAGGAGCCAAGGGGAGCGGUAUUGGACAACAUGUUUAUGGGAGGAAGUUGCAACCUCAAGAGGCCUCGGAGCACGACGCUCUACCACCGAAUCCCUCACAACUUUGAGAGCUUUGAAAUUAAGGUUGGCGAGCUGGAGGACUUCAACAAUGAGCCCCACACGCUGCACACCGAGCCUAUCAAUUUCCAGACGUCCAGAUCAUCUGAAAUUGGACAACAAGGACAAGAUGCCUUUUUCAUCCCCAUUAUUUUUCUCCCCAUGUUUUUCUUCACUGGGAGUUCUAUGUCGAGUAGCAGAACUAACAAGGAAGCUUUUGAAGCUUCAAAGAAAACGGACUCCAAGUUUUUCCGGGUGCACCAGGUUCUUCCCAUAUCCACGUUCAAGUUGAGGGACCCGAGGGACCUUGUCCUGGCACAGCCUUUCCUCCAGUUCCUUCAAGCUCUUCCUCUGGAAUACAACUACCCCCUCUACAGGGACAUCUUCCAGCGCUUUGGGACGCACUACUACAGCGCAGGGAAACUAGGGGGCCACUAUGACCUGUUGUAUCAGUACAGCCGAGAAGAGCUUACCAGUUCAGGUCAAACAGAAGAGCACACCAUGGGCUGCCUGGGCAGAGAGACCACCUGGACCAUCAUCCUCUACACAGAACACAGCAGUGUAACCCGAUGCCACAACAACAGGAUGACUCAGAAAUAUGAAGGCUCGUACGUUCAGUCAGCAGAAAAAUCUUUCUCCAUGGUGAAAGGAGGUCGAGUCCGAGAGGCAGCAGCUCUGGCCUGGGAGAGGCAGGGCCCCGCUCCGGACCGAACAUCUUACAAGAACUGGGCCAAGUCUGUUCUCGAGAACCCCGCUGUGGUCGAAUCCCAGGUCCUCUCCAUCAUAGAUCUGGUUCAGGGAAUCCCCUGUGCUGUCACAAAGAGGAGACACCUGAGGAAGGCCCUGCUGCAAUACCUGGACGAGUUCGAUAGCUGCAAGUGCGCUCCUUGCCCCAACAACGCCAGGCCCGUUCUCUCCGGCACAGAGUGCAAGUGUGUUUGCCAAACUGGCACAUUUGGCACUAACUGUGAGAGACGAGCUCCCGACUUCACUUCAGAGGCGGUAGAUGGUUACUGGAGCUGCUGGGGGCCAUGGAGUGGCUGUGGAGCCUCAAUGAAGAGACAUCGGACGAGGCGAUGCAAUAACCCUGCCCCCCUCAGAGGAGGCCAACCCUGCAAGGGUCCUGAGAGACAUGAGAAUCCAUGUCACAUCUCCAUCUUUCAAACACAGGAGACUUGCGACAAUGACGACGACUUCACUACAGGCUGGCAGGACGAGCUGCCUCCUGGUGUGCAGGGCUGCCUGAGGCCACAGAGUCCCGCCAACAGCUUCCUCAGGAAAGCAAAGCAGUAUUAUAACUUUGGUGAGGACGACGCGUUCCAGUGCUACACUGGAUUUGACCUGGAGGGUUUUCAGUAUAUCAACUGUCUUCCUGAUGGGACGUGGAGUCCACCAAAAGGAAAAUGCACCAGGAAUGUGUGCCUUCCUCCUGAGAUCCCUGAUGGCAUGAUGCUGUUUCCCAACAAAGUCGAGUACAGGGUGGGGGAAUCCGUGCGUUUGAGCUGUGACGAGCCGGACCUGCGGCCGCUGCCGCGAGCCUUCUACAAAUGCAGCAGCGGUUCCACCUGGCAGCCUCCAUUAACGGCUGACCUACGCUGCACUAAUGAGGUACCGUUUGUUCCUGAGAGUCAGUGCGGUCCAGGAGAGAUACGACAGGGCUCUAAAUGUGUCUGUAUUCAACGGGAGAGCUGCCUUUCACAACCAGAGAGUCUCUGCAUCCUGAACUUGGACAUCGGCGUCACCGUGCCAAUGUCCCUGUGCUCCUUCCAUGCUGGUCGUUGCCAUGGUGAUCCGCUCUUCUUUGUUAACGAAGGCGCGUGUGACACGGCUGAUUUGGCCAAACUGGAGUGGGCCAUGUUCAGAGCCAACAUGUCCUCUAAGAGCUCUGUUCAGCAGAACUGUGAUAUCAACACGUGUUAUGAAUGGGAGACCUGCUCUGCGUCUAAGAAGUGUGAGUGCAUUGUUGCUCGGAACUGCCCCAAAGUUGAAGUGCACACGUUCUGUGUGAAGCUGACCCAAACCCAGAGGACUCGCAGCUUGAACCUUUGUUCUAUGGUCGCCCUCAAAUGUAGCAGCUACCAGUUUGAGAUUCUCAAUGAAGGCGUCUGUGAGUCCACAUGAUCCUUCAAAAGCUUUUUCUGCACUCAACCUCUGAAUUCAUCUAACAUCUCACAUUAUAGUCAUUAGUACAUAUUGCAUGUUUUUUCUUUAAAAACGUUACAUUUAUAAAAGAAAACUAGACUGGCAGGCAGGUAUACUUGGGUCUAAGAACCCGUGGGCAACUUAAGUCUAAAUUGGACUCAAACAGGUGUUUUAGGACGCACGUUUAGCUUGGGUGGGCCGCAGUUCAUUUAGUGAACUUUCAGAGGGUAUUUUCUUAAAAUACCUGGUACAGUACAUAUAAUUUUCUUUUAAAGGGCAUCAUCGGAUUUUGGCAAUGACAAUACUUUAUCUGACAACCAAAUUUAUCAUACUGCCACCUAAUGUCAGAUUUGCACCAAAUUUGGUAUGUAAUGUAAUGUGGAGUAAAUACCACAUUUGUGUAAUUUGGUUAAUAUAUUGGUGAUCUGGAGCAAAAAUAUCAUUACAUAUUGACAUUGACAUUGACAUGUGUGAAAGCAUCACCAAACCUUGGAUUUUCAUAGGCAUAUUAAAUUUGGUGACAUUUGAACAACUAUUUGCCAUAAAACCACCCUGAGAUAGGAUUACAAUAGGAAUAACAGUUAUAGUGCCACAUAUGUUGGAUUUGCAGUAAAUCUAUACCUAUGGUUGGUCUACCGUAUGUGAUGUUAUUUGGGGAGGAAGUGGGUUUCACAUAUUUUCGCAGAAUUGUAAUAGUUUGUGCAUGCAACCCUAAGAAACAGAGUAACAUGUGAAAGCACAGAUGUCUUUAAAAACAUAGUUGGCAUUUUUAAAGCUAUGUAGAUAGACUGUUGAUGUGUAAAGAAAGAUAAAAAACAUGGAAAUGAAAGUUGUAUCACUUCUCAGAGGUCACAGACAACAUUACCAAAGAGGGCCAACAAUGUUUGGAAAAUUGUUUUCCCCAGAACAGCUCUGAUCACUCAGUGAUACAGCAAUACAGUUAGGUUUAAUUACAUGCACAGAGUGGAAUAUUAACACAUGCUUCACAUUUAUCAAUAGAAUCAUAAAUUCUUAACAUUGUCUGUUGUUUUUAUUUCUUACGGAGAUUGUCAGUGCCCCUUUUGCUAAACAUUCAAUUUGCAUGUACUAUUUGCCACCUCAGAAUAUUUUUCUAACCAUACAUGCUUAGGAA